Molecule: messenger RNA, 1140 nt
Organism: Williopsis jadinii
Lineage: Eukaryota; Fungi; Ascomycota; Saccharomycetes; Phaffomycetales; Wickerhamomycetaceae
Gene: TFB4
Product: TFIIH/NER complex subunit TFB4
Exons: 2
Coding region: 1-1140 (379 amino acids)
Biological process (GO): nucleotide-excision repair; regulation of DNA-templated transcription
Cellular component (GO): transcription factor TFIIH core complex; transcription factor TFIIH holo complex
Source: RefSeq, a predicted model, not a curated record
AUGGACGCCAUUGCUGAUAAAGCGUUCACCACUGAGAAAGUCUCAAAGUCGUCGAGUGUGGAAUCACCCUCUCUUCUGGCUGUGAUACUAGACACCAACCCUGUUCAAUGGGAGCAAUUGGGUGAGAAGGAUGCUCUAAAGAGGGUCCUACGAUCUUUGCUGAUCGCCAUUAACUCCCACCUCGCUUUGAACAGUGCAAAUACCGUGGUUGUCAUUGCAUCACAUACUGAUGGGGCAAAAGUGAUCUUCCCAACAACGUCAGACGACGAACAUCAUCGCCAACAUCAGCAUCAACAUCAACACCACGGUCAAGGCCAACAACAGCAUUCUACUGAAAAGGAGCAAUCUCCAGAUUCCGUUUCUCGGUCCGCCACUCCGGCUUCAGAGGCGCGUUCUUCAAAUGGUAGAUCUUUCAUCAAGUCCCAGAUGUACAGACAGUUCAAGCUCGUCGACGACACUUUUAUACAGAACCUUGACUCUCUGCUAUCGUCAAUCCCCUCCACGAAGCCUCCAAAGAACAUGCUUUCGAGCUCUUUGUCAUUGGCACUUUCAUACAUAAACAAGGUGCAGCAGAAGGAUUCGCUGGUGAAAUCUCGUAUACUGAUUGUGAACACUUCGCCUGAUGAACACUUGAAGUACAUUCCAAUAAUGAACUGUAUAUUUGCUGCUCAAAAGAUGAAGAUCCCUAUCAACGUGUGUCAACUAUCUUCACAGGCAACGUUCUUGCAACAAGCUGCAGACGCUACGAACGGUGUUUAUCUAAACAUUGACAACUUAGAUGGUUUGGUGCAGUAUUUUGCCACCGCUUUCUUCAUCGACCCUUCAUUGCGAAACAUCGUCAUCAAACCGACAACAAGGGACAUCGACUUUAGAGCAUCAUGCUUCCAGACUGGGAAAGUUGUCGACAUUGGGUUUGUCUGCUCUGUAUGUCUUUGCAUUCUAAGUGAAAUACCAAAGGAUGAGAAAUGUCCAGCUUGUGAUUCAGAUUUUGAUCAUCAUGUCAUCAACAAGCUAAGACGUAAACCAGCAGUGCUGGGUAACAGAAAAAAGAAGAGGAAGAUCGACCCUGCUCAACAACAACAACAACAACAACAACAACGACAAGGUACUACAAGUGCAACACCAACUCCUGCUCCGUGA